Molecule: messenger RNA, 1530 nt
Organism: Penicillium macrosclerotiorum
Lineage: Eukaryota; Fungi; Ascomycota; Eurotiomycetes; Eurotiales; Aspergillaceae
Product: MFS transporter
Exons: 2
Coding region: 1-1530 (509 amino acids)
Biological process (GO): transmembrane transport
Molecular function (GO): transmembrane transporter activity
Source: RefSeq, a predicted model, not a curated record
AUGAGCAGCCAGAACCCUGAAACUGCUCAGAAUAGCGACAAUCCCCAAUUGCGCAAAGUUGACCUGAGCUCGGGUACUGAUCACCGUGACUUCUCGGUAUUCACUGUCAACCAGAAACGAGCCAUCGUGGCAGUUGGAUCCUUAGCGGCUUUCUUCUCCCCAUUGUCUUCAAGCAUCUAUUUCCCAGCUCUGAACACUGUCGCAGAUGCCUUGAAUGUGACAACAUCAAAAGUGAACCUCACGGUCACUACUUAUCUGAUCAUGCAAGGAAUCGCACCGAUGCUCAUUGCAGGCUUCUCGGACACUGCUGGCAGGAGACCAGCAUAUAUCAUCUGCUUCACCAUUUACAUUGCCGCGAAUCUAGGCCUUGGACUCCAGAAUAGCUAUGCCGCUCUCAUGGUUCUCAGGUGUCUCCAAAGCGCAGGAAGUAGUGGAACAGUGGCACUAGCAAAUGGUCUGGUCGGAGACAUGAUAACUUCUUCCGAACGGGGAUCUUACAUUGCUUUUGCCUCCUUGGGCAGCAUGCUGGGCCCUUCGUUAUCACCAGUUAUUGGCGGCUUGAUCAGCCAGUUUCUCGACUGGCAUUGGAUUUUCUGGUUCCUACUAAUUCUCUCUGGGGUUUUCUUUCUGUGCCUUCUCCUGUUCCUGCCCGAAACAUGCCGCAAGGUAGUUGAUGACGGAUCUGUACCGCCGCCCUUGAUCAAUAUGUCGAUCACUGACAUUAUUCGCCAUCGAAAGCGCAAAGAAAGAGGUGAGAUCGCAUCCCCAGAAGACAUUGUCAAAACAAGGAAGAAUCAUGCUUUACGUUUCCCUUCACCUCUUCCAACCUUGAAAGUUGCAACGGACUUAGAAACUGGUGCAAUUCUCUUGACAACUGGAUUAAUGUACGCCGGCUUCUAUGCCGUCAUGACCGGAGCCACCACAACUUUCCAUGAAGUAUAUCAUUUCAACAAUAUCCAAACUGCGUUGAUGUAUCUGCCUAUUGGCGCAGGAGGGGUUGUUUCUGCCUUUUUAACCGGUCGAAUCGUUGACUGGAAUUAUCGCCGGCACGCCAAAGGAGCCGGAAUACCCGUCGUGAGAAACAGAAGACAAGAUAUCAGCAACUUCAACAUCGAAAAAGCAAGGUUGCAGAUCGCUAUACCCAUGUACUAUCUGAGCACGGCUGUGAUGAUAUGUUUUGGCUGGGUCAUGGGCCGAAGGGUCAACUUGGCAGCCCCUGUCAUUCUUUUAUUCAUCAGCGGAUGGUCACUUAAUGCAACUUCACAAGUUUUGAACGCUUUGAUGGUUGAUAUAUGGCCAGGUCAGUCAGCCGCAGCAACUGCGGCCAAUAAUUUGAUGCGCUGUGAACUAGGAGCCGCCGCAUCUGCUGUCAUCAACCCCAUGAAAAUUGCUAUGGGCUGGGGUUGGGCGUACACCACACUAGCACUUAUAUCAAUUGCUGCGUCACCCAUUUUGUGGCUCAUGACACGAUAUGGAAUUACAUGGAGACAGAAGAGACUGCGGAAAGAAAAAUCAACCCAAAAACAUUAA